AAUAGUUCUGUUCUAAUGAGGUUCACGAGUCAACCCAACUAUGAUCUCGUUUACAAGGUUGAUGAAGAUAUCGGAGGUGCUCAGAGUUCGACUAUUGAAGACAUUAGGAGAUUUGCUAGCGCUGUGGUCAUUAGCAAGGAUUCUGUAUUCCCCGAAAAUUCAGCAUUUAUCACUAGUGCUACAAAUGUUGUACCAAGGCUACAAGCUGCAAAUCUCUCUGUAUAUGUCCAAACCUUCAGUAACGAGUUCACAUCUCAAGCAUGGGACUUCUUCUCCGACGCAACUGUUGAGAUCAAUUCAUUCUUUGUGGGAGGCGGUAUUAAUGGUGUUGUUACAGAUUUCCCAAAGACAUCUAAUAGAUACCGGAGGAACCGAUGCUUGAACAGAGGCAAUCGCACACCCGGCUACAUGACUCCCGUGCAGCCUGGCAGCCUCUAUCAACUAAUCACACAACCUUACUUGCCACCAGCCGAAGCUCCAAACCCCUACCUGACUGAUGCAGAUGUGGUCGAGCCUCCUUUGCCUCCUGUAUCCGUGAAAGCCCCAACUACUACUCCAAAUGGUACUGCAGCCGCCCCAAGAUCACCAAAUGGACAGCCUAAAGUUGCUGCAUCUGUCAUCAUGCCACUAUUGACUGUGCUUCUAGCCAUUUCUGCACUGUAUUGAAACCGUAGAAAACCCGGCCUACCCUUCAAC
Hibiscus syriacus is the source of this 696-nucleotide messenger RNA. RefSeq names its product glycerophosphodiester phosphodiesterase GDPDL4-like. NCBI's taxonomy places the organism in Eukaryota, Viridiplantae, Streptophyta, Magnoliopsida, Malvales, Malvaceae. Gene Ontology annotation, biological process: lipid metabolic process. Bases 16 to 666 code for a protein of 216 amino acids. The record is from RefSeq and is a predicted model, not a curated record. The transcript is spliced from 2 exons. Gene Ontology annotation, molecular function: glycerophosphodiester phosphodiesterase activity.